Messenger RNA from Salvia splendens (bonfire salvia), 1437 nucleotides. Its product is annotated as E3 ubiquitin-protein ligase RNF185. The record is from RefSeq and is a predicted model, not a curated record. Gene Ontology annotation, molecular function: metal ion binding; ubiquitin protein ligase activity. Lineage: Eukaryota; Viridiplantae; Streptophyta; Magnoliopsida; Lamiales; Lamiaceae. Bases 622 to 1272 code for a protein of 216 amino acids. Gene Ontology annotation, biological process: ubiquitin-dependent protein catabolic process. The transcript has a single exon. Gene Ontology annotation, cellular component: endoplasmic reticulum.
AUUUUUAUUGUACUCAUCACUUCAGAGAGGUGAGCUUUUGCCUUCAACUUUACCGUUUUCUUCUUUCCAUUCCUGCUGUGUUGUUUGUAUGCCUUCUGUUUUUCCGAGUUAGUUUUUGAAGUACUGUUUGUGAUAUUGAAUUCACGCUUAAAGUUAUCAAUUCAACUAACGAUUUCAUCUCUGUGUAGAGAGGGUGCAUUUUAAUGGAGUAUCGAAUUAGAAUUAGGGUUAUUAAUAGUUUAACAUCGAACCAAAUGUGUAUCUGUAACCGUAGUGUCAAAUGUCACCAAGAGUUUGUCGUUGUACAGCAGUACAAGCGCAACAAUCCGUUGAAGGAUGAAUUUUGAUUGCACAUAUGUUAACCAAGUCUUGUGAUAUCGGAAUAGCUUUUACUUAAUGUAGCUUACAAUAUUUGACAAUUUUGAUGCCGUUUCAAUCAGAUUUGGAAUGCAGUAUUAUAAUUCUUAGCAAUUUGGUUAUUCUGGGAGUGUUGUUAUUUGUGUUUCUAUGCUUACUGGAUCUACAUGCUUUAGUGUAGAUUGAUUAGCAGCAGUCUGAGUUUGUAAUCAUGAUUAAUUUUGUGCACUUUUGGUAGCAUUUGGAUUUAAGUGGGUUGCACAGAUGGCAGAGGCUCAUAAUCCGACUACCAGUGCAACGGAAAGCUCAUUUUCCUCACGGGGUGAUGGGAAUGGAGCUGCUGGUUUUGAAUGUAACAUUUGUUUCGAUUUAGCACAGGAUCCGGUGAUAACACUAUGUGGGCAUUUAUAUUGCUGGCCAUGCCUUUAUAGAUGGCUAAAAGGUCACUCUCAGUCCCAUGGAUGCCCUGUUUGCAAGGCCCUGAUAGACGAGGAGAAGGUGAUUCCUCUUUACGGCCGAGGGAAGACCCCAGUUGAUCCAAGAUCGAAACCUGUGCCAGGCAUCGAAAUCCCUUAUAGACCACCAGGGCAGAGACCUGAACCAGCACAAUUUUCAGAUAAUAAUCUCGCUAGUCUUAUUCUGGGACUCAUGGGAGGAUUUUUACCAGUUGCAAUGUCUGCUGGUUUAGGAGGGCUAGUCUUCCCUCUUUUCAGUGUUCAGCUUCAAGGGUUCUCAAAUGCAAACAGUCUUGGUGGAUUAUCAGGGUAUAAUUAUGGAUAUGCUGGUUCUUUCCAUGAUAGUGAAGGCCAAGUGAAUCAAGACACUAGUCAAGCUUCUCAGGCAGAUGAUGAGAAUCUGAAGAAGAUUCUUCUUGUAGUCCUCCUCUUGGUAUUGUUUGCUGUUUUGACUUUGUAAAAGACUAGUCUGCCCAACCAUUGUGUAGAAGAAUUUGAAAAUCCCCAUUGCCAGUUCUUUGUCAUGGGGUCCUUGGAGUGUGCAUGCUUGAUAUUUGUAAACACUGUAAAUUUAUAUGAAAUUCGAAUGAAUUGCUAUUUGAAAUGAAAGAUUUGGUUUUAUGUA